Messenger RNA from Polypterus senegalus (gray bichir), 3553 nucleotides. It is a transcript of the gene rb1, whose product is annotated as retinoblastoma 1. Gene Ontology annotation, cellular component: Rb-E2F complex; nucleus; chromatin. The transcript is spliced from 27 exons. The coding region runs from base 717 to 3470 and encodes 917 amino acids. Lineage: Eukaryota; Metazoa; Chordata; Cladistia; Polypteriformes; Polypteridae. The record is from RefSeq and is a predicted model, not a curated record. Gene Ontology annotation, molecular function: RNA polymerase II transcription regulatory region sequence-specific DNA binding. Gene Ontology annotation, biological process: regulation of transcription by RNA polymerase II; negative regulation of G1/S transition of mitotic cell cycle; cell morphogenesis involved in neuron differentiation.
AAGCAAAUAGGAUUUUAGUGAUUAAAAAAAAAAUCAAAAACAAGCAUCUUUGUGAAGACAUCAGCAAAAGUACAGGAAUGGAAAUAUCAAGGGAUGUCACGUAAUCACGUUGUCCACCGGGUGUCUUGGAAGUAUAAAGGUUGAGAACCACUGCUGUACAUCACGCAACUGAUCUUCUUUCUGUGAUCUAACGCAACAAUAGUGUAAAGAAAAACCUUCAAACGCCCGAGGGUAAUCAACACUUCAACUCGAGCAAGAGUUUGAAUAAGUAAAUCUGCAAAAACGUCAGUGACACGAAAAAAGAGGAAGCCUGAACCUGGAAACUUUUAACUACGGCACGAAGGCGGAGCGAACGCACUGUAGACCACAAUGCACUUGUUUUUGUUUUUGAAGAAGUAAAACUUAGCACGCCUCUUGUUAAUGAGAGCAGAACCGUCCUCCUCUCCUCCUGUAGCGCCACCCCCACAGGCUGACUGAGCCUCCUCCGCCGCCGCUUCACACAAUGUGAGCGAGCAACACGGGAUGUGACGUCAGGGCGUGGGCGGACCCCUAUGGCGUGUUGAUUUCCCGCGGUUUGGCGAUUCAUUACGACUGAGGAGUUCACUUUCUUUUUAUUUUUUUUUUGUUUUUUUACCCCCAAAGCGUACGAAGAGUCGCUCUUCGAAGACAUCCGACAGAGAGUUUUUACAGCUCCUUGUCUGUCGGUAAACUGAAAAAUGCCACCGAAAAAUCCCAGGAAGGCAGCCUCUUCCGCCUCUGCUGCCGAAGGCUCAAAGCCGGUCUCAAAGCAGCUGUCGGGAAGCGAGCUGCUGAGCCAGGAAUCGCGACUGAAAGACGAAAGACAUAAAGACAAAGCAGCUGAACUUGUCUCAUUGUGUGAGCAUUUCAGAGUUGCAGAUGAAGUUUGUGAUAAAGCUUGGGAGUUAUCACAGAUUCUGCUGUCCUCAAUGGAAACUGAGCAGGGAACUAACAAAAUGCUUUAUGGAGCCUGUUUGCUGAUUGCUGCGAUAGAACUAGAUGAAGUUCAGUUUACUCUUAGUGAUCUGUUGAAGAAUAUAAAUAUGAAUGUGUCCAACUUUUUUAAUUUGCUGAAAAAGCUGGAUGUAAAUAUGGACACCAUCAGCACUAAAGUGAAUAGUGUUGUCUCAAGGCUCGAAAAAAAAUAUGAAGUACAGCAUGCCCUUUAUCAGAGGUUUGAAACAAAUUUAAAGAAAAUUUUUGUUGAAGAAUCCAGUACUCGUGUGAAGGCAGUGUCAGAUUCAAAAUCAAUUGUUAGAAGCUGUUGGAUUUUGUUUUUGCUUGCAAAAGGAAAAGUGUUACAGAUGGAAGAUGACCUUGUGAUCUCUUUUCAGCUUCUGCUGUGUGUCCUUGAGUAUUUUGUUAAGUUGUCACCUCAUGCACUUCUAAAACAACCUUUCAAGGAUGUCGUUAAAGAUCUGAAAGAAACCGUACCAAUCCGAUCCUCCAGGAGGGGAACAGGCAGAAUUGUACGUACUGCCCCCAAACCCGUAGAGCCUGACUUCCGGGUUGUGGAAGUCCUGUGCAAAGAAAAUGAAUGCAAUAUUGAUGAGGUGAAAAAUGUGUAUCAGAAAAGUUUCAUGUCUUUUUUGGAAAUGGUGAAUUUGACCAACCAGGAUGGGAUACCCAAGGAAGAAGAAUUUUCUAAGCAAUAUGAAGAACUAUAUAUGAAGAACAAGGAUAUAGAUGCCAGAUUAUUCCUGGAUCAGGAUGAAACAUUACUUCGUUUGAAGACUGAAGAGUGUCUGCUAGAAAAAACACCCAAGAAGAAUUGCUUAGACGAUGACUCCAAUCUGAUUCCUCCUCAGACCCCUGUAAGGGCUGCCUUGAAUUCGAUUAAUCAACUGAAAAUUAUCCUGAAUUCUGCAAGCAGCAAGCCUUCUGAAAAUCUGAUGAAAUAUUUUGGUAACUGCACAGUAAAUCCCACAGAGGGUAUUGCCAAAAGAGUGGACAGGCUUGGUAUGGCAUUUACAGAUCGAUUUGCUAAGGCAAUGGGACAAGCUUGUGCUGAAAUUGGGUCUCAGAGGUACAAGCUGGGUGUUCGUUUGUACUACAGAAUAAUGGAAAUCAUGCUGAAGUUGGAAGAAAUGCGUCUAUCUGUUCACAAUUUUAGUAUGUUAUUGAAUGACAAUAUUUUCCACACGUCAUUGUUAGCCUGUGCAUUGGAAGUUGUUAUGGCUACAUAUGGCAGUACCAAUUUAAAAAGCUUUGGCUCAUCGGAAACAGACCUGCUCUUUCCUUGGAUUCUUGAUGUGUUUGGGCUGAAAGCCUUUGACUUCUAUAAAGUAAUUGAGAGCUUCAUCAAAGCUGAGCCAAAUCUGACAUGGGAAAUGAUAAAGCAUCUAGAGCGCUGUGAGCAUCGCAUCAUGGAAUCCCUGGCUUGGGUCUCAGACUCCCCUUUGUUUGAACUGCUCAAACAGCUGAAGGAACAAGGAGUUCAGGUGGAGCAGUCUGAAAUGCCAGGCGGCCUCGAUCUCCCGCUGCAACACAAUCACACCGCUGCAGACCUGUACCUGUCUCCAGUCAAGACGCCAGGAAAGAAAGCACCUCCUACAAAUGGCAGGAAGCCUCAGACAGCUAACGACCAUGCACCACCUAGUGCUCCAGCACAGCCGACCUCUCAAAAAAUGCAGAAAUCUACCUCACUUUCCCUUUUUUACAAGAAAGUUUUCCGCCUGGCCUACAAGCGUCUCAACAUGCUGUGUACAACUCUACUAAGAGAACAUUCUGAGUUGGAGCCGAUCAUUUGGACCCUCCUUCAGCACACACUGCAGCACGAGUAUGAACUCAUGAAGGACAGACAUCUUGAUCAGAUAAUGAUGUCAGCCAUGUACGCAAUCUGUAAGGUGAAGAACAUUGAUCUCAGGUUUAAGACCAUUGUGACAGCCUACAAAGAUUUACCCAACACUAACCAAGAGACUUUCAAAAGAGUUCUUAUUCGAGAAGGGCAGUAUGACUCUAUCAUUGUUUUUUAUAAUCUAGUUUUUAUGCAGAAGCUGAAGACCAAUAUCCUGCAGUAUGCCUCAUCUAGGCCUCCAACACUGUCUCCCAUCCCACAGAUACCUUGCAGCCCAUAUAAAUUAUAUGCCAACUCACCCCUGAGGGUACCAGGCAGCAACAACAUCUACAUCUCACCUCUGAAAAGCAGCAUGUUGUCACCAACUAAAAAGAUCCAGAUAUCUAUUGGGGACUCAUUUGGGACUUCAGACAAGUUCCAGAUGAUCAACCAGAUGGUAAGCAGUGAGUGGUCCCAUAAAAGAGGAAUGGACAUGGCAGACGCCCCUCGGCCACUGAAGCGAUUACGUUUUGAUGCAGAAGAAGCAGACAACAGCAAACCUGCCCAAGAGUCGAUGUUCCAAAAGAAGUUGGCUGAAAUGACAUCAACGAGAACCCGAAUGCAGGAGCAGAAGCUCAAAGGUGGAGCGGACUCUUUGAGCAGGGAAGAGAAAUGAAGCGUCGCCCUGCCUUGCACAAAAGAGACCGCGGGCUUCUAGUCUGCCUUCAGGAUCCAAAAAAGUGUUUUUCUUUUAAAUCA